UAUAAGUGAGAUAAAAAAGUCCUUAAUAUAUAAUAGAUAUUAGUAAAUUUUAAUUUACUAUAUACACAAUAUAAUUUUUAAAUUGUGCUUUUUACUAAUUUUAUUAAAAUAUCUAUUAUGUUAACGGGAAUACUUAAAGGAACACUUUUAUGUUGUGACAAUGAAAAUUUUACCUGGAAUAAUGUAAUUAACAUAAACAGACAUGUUUUUAAUGAGACUACGUCUUUAUUAUAUGUCGUUUAUAGAAUAAUAAUCCCUGCAAUUAUAAUUAGCGGCAUUUUUGGUAACAUUUUAAUAUUUCUGGUGUUAUCCACUCCGAUGUUUCGAGGAAUUGCAUACUUAUAUCUCCGAGGAUUAACAUCAGCACACAUCGGCGUUCUUUUAUCUUGGAUACCUAUAUUUAUUAGAUUAGGAUUCGGAAUGAAAAAUAAUUACCCAUCUGCUUUUUAUCAUGCUCAUUUGGAACUGGUUGCUGUAAACACCUUUGCUAUAGCCAGCAUUUUAAUUAUGACCAGCGUAAUCGUCGAUCGAUAUAUCUUUAUUUUUUUCCCGACUCGUAUUCGUAGCAGGAAUGCACGCAAGAAUAUUCAUUCUUUCAUUCUAUGUUCUUUCAUUCUUGGAUUUGCGGUAAGCGCUCCCUUAACAGGAAUGAGAACAGUAUAUGAGCAACAAGAGGAUAUUGGGACAGUUUUUACAUUACGUGAAAAUAUAUCCAUUACACGAAGUGUUUUGUGGAAUGUAUAUAUUUGGAUGAUGGAAAUUAUAUUACGAUUUUUUCCAACUAUAAUUCUUUUUUUGUUAAACAGUUUUGUAAUCAAGAGAUUUUUACAACUUAAUGCUAAAAAAAGAGAAUUUCAAUCAGUUUCGGAAAAAUUUCGCAAUCCAAAUAUUCCUGAAACCUCUUUAUUAACUCGCAAUCGAGGAUACAGAGAAGAACAACAUUUAGCAACAUUAAUGGCAAUAAUGGCAAUAUGUUUUAUAAUAACAAUGAUUCCUUCAAUAUUGCUUGAAUUUUUACAUCAUGAUUACGAAAAUAUAAAUGAUGAUUGCCUUUUAUUUCGAUCAUUUGCUGCUGUUACAGAACUUUGUAAUUUUGCUGUCCAUAUUAUCAUAUAUUUUUCAUGUAGUAAAGAAUUUCGAAAAGAAUUUCUCAAAAUUAUUCAGAAUAGAUGCAGAAAAAGUGUUAUAGAAGAAGAUUUUGAUCGACCAAUAGGGGAAAUUGAAGAUUAUAGUCGGCAUGGUACAACAGUUCGAUUAACACCUGAACAAACAAAAUUAAAUUCUCCAGUUUCUAUGAAUAAAUUGAAUCCAAUGGAAGAAGAUAAAGAGUCAGAAAUAUUAAAUGCCGCUGAUGUCGUCUAAGAAUUAUAUUAUUAU
Molecule: messenger RNA, 1377 nt
Organism: Apis florea (little honeybee)
Lineage: Eukaryota; Metazoa; Arthropoda; Insecta; Hymenoptera; Apidae
Product: putative G protein-coupled receptor B0563.6
Biological process (GO): G protein-coupled receptor signaling pathway
Cellular component (GO): membrane
Molecular function (GO): G protein-coupled receptor activity
Source: RefSeq, a predicted model, not a curated record